CACAAUCUCGUCUUGCGCAUUCUGAAGCACUCCUGUUCCUUUACCCCUGGAAGUGGAAGCCAACUCCAACUCCUGAUUUUUGAGUUCAAUCUUAUAAUGAAAUCUUCAUCAACUUCCCCUCUUCAUUUGCUUUCUCUAGGGAGAGCAACACUACGUCUACCCCCUCCCAGUAAUUCCUUCGAAACCAUGCGUCGUACCACUCUUCUUCUUGCUUUCUUUUCCCUUUUCCUCUGCGUUUUCUCUCUUUAUUCCUCUCGUAAUGCAACCCACCUUAUUUUCCCCUCUGCCGACGAUUCUUCUCUUGUUCCCCUCAACCACCGCCUCUCUUUUCCGUUUCAGCAUUCUUAUUCCAUUGCUUCUCAAUCCGUUUUGUUGCCGGAUUGGCAGGUUCUCGUCAUUGUCUCGCCGGAGACGGACUCACAGUUGCUUUCCAAUCUCAAUUUCACCUGUCUUUAUCCCAACAACGCUACUGUUCCUGCUAGUUUCUCUGGGAUCUUGCCUUCCACGAACCAGACUACGUUCAAGUGUUUUCUUCCUCGAAGCACACGGCGUCGGUUGCCCUUCGCGGCUCCCAUGUUGAUCAGAUUGUCGGAUAAGGAAUCCCCUGUUCCUUGGCCGUGUUGGGCACCGCCGCAGGAGUUGAUCAGGUGGACAUACCUCGUGUACGAGUCGUUCUCCACGGAGGGCGACGUCGUUCUCUUCGUAAAAGGCUUGAACAACCGCCAAGGGAUCAACAGGUCUCCACGCGAAUUCACUUGCGUGUUCUUCGUCGACGAGUCCAACAACACCAACACCGUUAAAACCGCCGUUACGAGCUCAAUACAAGAGGUGUUCAGGUGUGGUCACCCUGAUUUAACGGCGUUUGUUUCUGGUGAUGAUCAUGAUCAUGAUCACAUCCCAAUCAAACUCAAACUCUCCCUAGAAGAAACCGCGACCACGGGGGCGAAGAAGGUAGUUCCUUCCGUGGCGUACUACACCCCUUGGCGCAAGAUAGCAAAAGCACAGCCAAAAUCCCAACUGUGUGCCUCCACCAUGGUUUACAACGUGGGCAAGUUCCUGAGAGAAUGGAUCAUGUAUCAUUCAAAGAUUGGGGUCGAAAAGUUCAUAUUAUACGAUAAUGACAGCGACGAUGAUUUGUAUAGCGUCGUUGAGGAUCUUAACGAAGAGGGUUAUAAUGUAGAGACGCUAUUAUGGCUGUGGCCUAAGACUCAAGAAGCUGGAUUUUCCCACGCUGCUUUGCACGCUAAAGAUUCAUGCAAAUGGAUGAUUUAUAUAGAUGUUGAUGAAUUUGUCUUCGCGCCAUCGUGGGAUAGUUCAUCAGAACCGACUGAUCAAAUGCUAAAAUCUUUACUGCCAUCAUUGUCGUCGUCUCAUAUGAUCGGAGAAAUUUCGAUAUUGUGCAACGAAUUUGGUCCGUCGAAUCAAAGGUCGCAUCCGGCGGAGGGGGUGACACAAGGGUACACUUGUAGAAGGCGGGUAGAGAAUCGGCACAAGUCUAUAGUCCUAUUAGAAGCGAUUGAUGAUUCUUUGCUUAACGUGAUACACCAUUUUAGUUUAAAGAAAAGUUAUAGAAUGAAGCAUUUGAGCUUGGAAGCUGCAGUGGUGAACCAUUAUAAGUACCAAGCUUGGGAAGAAUUUAAGGCUAAGUUUAGAAGAAGGGUAUCAGCGUACGUGGUGGAUUGGAUGAGUGGAUUGAACCCAUUGUCCAAGGAUAGAACACCAGGGUUAGGGUAUGAAGCAGUGGAGCCACCAGGGUGGGAAAACAAGUUCUGUGAGGUAAGAGAUGAUAGGUUGAAGAUGCUGACAGAGAGAUGGUUUGGUACGCAAAUGGGAAGAGGAACAUACAGAAUGGCAUGGCAAAGUUGAAUUUCGAUUGACAAUUGAAGGAGGGUAGUGGGAGUGAGCUAGGAACAUGACAUGAAGGGUUCAAGUGAAACCCUGUUGACCCUUUUUCUUUUGCCUUUUCUGGCUUGUAUCAUAUGAGGUUGGCCUAGCACUGUUCCAUUGUAUUAGUGCUGCUUUUUUUUUUUUUUCGUUCAGAUUUGGCGGAGCACUCUUUAGGACUUCAAGACAUUACCAAGAAUGACUUGAAAAUUGAAUUAUUGAAAUAGUAUGGAAU
Molecule: messenger RNA, 2119 nt
Organism: Hevea brasiliensis (rubber tree)
Lineage: Eukaryota; Viridiplantae; Streptophyta; Magnoliopsida; Malpighiales; Euphorbiaceae
Product: glycosyltransferase family 92 protein RCOM_0530710-like
Exons: 1
Coding region: 97-1866 (589 amino acids)
Source: RefSeq, a predicted model, not a curated record